Molecule: messenger RNA, 743 nt
Organism: Episyrphus balteatus (marmalade hoverfly)
Lineage: Eukaryota; Metazoa; Arthropoda; Insecta; Diptera; Syrphidae
Gene: Alg14
Product: UDP-N-acetylglucosamine transferase subunit ALG14 homolog
Exons: 1
Coding region: 123-671 (182 amino acids)
Biological process (GO): dolichol-linked oligosaccharide biosynthetic process
Cellular component (GO): UDP-N-acetylglucosamine transferase complex
Source: RefSeq, a predicted model, not a curated record
AACAAACGGUUAUUUGAGUCAGCGUACAGAGAUCUUUUAACACAAUUUUGGAUAAAAUUAAAGGUCUUCUUGGUUCCAAAUCACUUGAAACUAAUAAUUGAUUGAAAAAGCAUACUAUUACCAUGGAAGACAAAUCCCAAUAUCCAACAUACGUGGUCCUGGGAUCCGGUGGCCACACAGCAGAGAUGUGUGAAAUAAUUAAAUCUCUAUUUGAUAAUCUUCCUCGAGCUCCCGAUUGCUAUUUCAUCGUGGCCAAAACAGAUGACACCAGUCGCAAAAAAGUCGAAGAAACUUUGGAUCUAAAAACCAAACCACAUUUCGUUGAAAUUCCACGAAGUAGACACGUAAAUCAAAGCUAUUUAACAUCCAUCUUCACAACUUUAUGGGCAUUACUCUACUGCUUUUAUAUUCUAUUGCGUGAUAAACCAAAAAUGGUGCUUUGUAACGGACCAGGAACAUGUGUUCCAAUUUGCUUGGUAGCUGCAUUAUACCGUUUCCUUCACAUCUUACACAAGGACACAAAAAUUGUAUUUGUCGAAAGCUUUUGUCGCGUCAACACACUAUCGUUGACUGGGAAAAUUCUACUUCCUAUAACUGAUACGUUUGUUGUUCAAUGGGAACCACUUGCACGAAAUCGAAAAAAUGUUAAAUACUUUGGACCACUUGUAUGACAAUAGAAUCUUAAUUUUUACUUAUAUAAUAUUCUAGAUUUGUAAUUUGAUUUGCUUAUAAAUUAGAAUUAU